CGCAGUUGCGCAUGCGCCUGUGAGACGUGCCGCUGAAAGGUUUCAUGGCGGUGUAGCUUAGCACGCUGCUGUCACGGUUCCACGUUGGUGUAGCCUCUGAGGGAAAAGACUACAAGAUUUAAAGUCAGCUGAUCAACCAGUCGCUCAUCGCCUGACGAAGCCACAGAUGUUUUACUAGAAUGAGAGGCGUUGAAGAGCAGGAAGAAUCAUCCUGUUACCAACGGGUUGUGUUGAAGAACGCUUCACCGUACCACUACAUGAAAGUCCACCUAGUGCUCGAGGAUGAGUCAACCAGACUGAGUGCAGUGGAACUGAAGCACUUCAUCAUCACAGGCCUGAAGAAUCUGUAUGGAGAGGUGGGAGCAGCGUUGACCUUUGACGUGUUGAAGUAUGAUGAAGACACACUGACUGCUCUUCUUCGUGUUUCCAGCAGGGGUUUGGUGAAGCUGUGGAGCUCUCUGACUCUGCUGGGUUUCUAUCAGAGCAAGGCCUGUGCCUUCAGAGUGCUGCAGGUAUCUCCGUUCCUGCUAGCGCUGACAGGAAACAGUCGUGAACUGCAGCUCGACUGAAGCAGAAGGCAUAUUUUUUCCUUCAAUAUGAGUUUUCUAUGGAGGAGCGUCUUUACCAGACUCCGCCCCCCCCCUAUC
Molecule: messenger RNA, 647 nt
Organism: Melanotaenia boesemani (Boeseman's rainbowfish)
Lineage: Eukaryota; Metazoa; Chordata; Actinopteri; Atheriniformes; Melanotaeniidae
Gene: rpp14
Product: ribonuclease P/MRP 14 subunit
Exons: 6
Coding region: 180-569 (129 amino acids)
Biological process (GO): tRNA 5'-leader removal
Cellular component (GO): ribonuclease P complex
Source: RefSeq, a predicted model, not a curated record